This is a messenger RNA of Camellia sinensis, 2841 nucleotides long. Its product is annotated as transcription factor BIM2. Lineage: Eukaryota; Viridiplantae; Streptophyta; Magnoliopsida; Ericales; Theaceae. Gene Ontology annotation, molecular function: protein dimerization activity; DNA-binding transcription factor activity. Gene Ontology annotation, biological process: DNA-templated transcription. The record is from RefSeq and is a predicted model, not a curated record.
AACCGAAAGUCUGUAUAAAAAGAUCUCUCGGCCGGCACACCCACAGAGCGAUAGAGAGAGAGAGAGAGUCACAGAGAGUCCAAUCUCAUCGUUCGCUGCGGUGUUCGUUUUCAUAUAUAUAUAUAUAUGCGCAAAUAUCUAGAGAGAGAGAAACUGUGAGAAAUUGGAGGAAAUUGUGCAACAUUUGGUUCUGUGAGAAGCAGUAGAUCCCACUGGACCUACCUACCGUGUAUGUGGAUCGCUUCCUUUUGUUUUGUUUUUUUUAACUUUGGAAUUCAAGUUUUCUGAGGUGUUUGAGAGCUGAAUUGUGAAAAAGUUGGUCGAAAUUCAGAUCAAAGUUGUAUUGUAGGUGAUAAUUCUGCAAGCAGAGAAGAUUUUCUAGCUGAAUUGCUCGUGUUCGGAUUUUCUCGGAAAUCACGGGGAUUAAAUUUUAAUUUUCUCGGGAACAUUGAUAAACACCUGCAUGAAUCCACAAUUCGGCUCCGUAACUGAAGAAUCUGAAGUGAAUUGGGAAAAGAAUUUCGGUUUUUGGAUAGAGAGAGAGUGAAUGCGCCUCCGAUCUUCAGUCGGAGGCUGAAACUUCUCUCAGAAGCUUCCUCUUUCCUUCUUCAUAUCGCGGAUCUGAGCAACAUCGGAGUAAUUUGAUUCUAGAAACCUGAUAAUUUUCGUUUUUGAAUUCUGAAAUUCAAAGCUUGGAUUGGAGGUGCCGAUUCUCUGGAGUCCUGUUUUCCGAGAAUUCAAACGGCUUUGUAGGAAAAUUUCCAUCUGCGGAUGGAGCUUCCUCAACCCCGUCCCUUUGGAGCCGAAGGAAGAAAAUCAACACACGACUUUCUUUCACUGUAUUCACCUGUCCAAGAUCCAAAACCUUCUCAAGGGGGUUACCUUAAAACUCAUGACUUCCUGCAACCACUGGAAAGGUUAGGGAAAAACAUUGCCAAGGAAGAAAAUACAGUUGAGAUCACUAAAUUGGAGAAGCCUCUGCUGCCAGCUCCUCCUCCUCCUUCUUCAGGAGGCGAACACCUCCUCCCUGGUGGGAUCGGGACUUACAGCAUCAGUCACAUUUCUUAUUUUAAUCAAAGGUUUCUCAAGCCAGAAGCUCCUACCAUACUUACAGUGGCUGAGGCAAGUAGUACAGAUCGAAACAACGAUGAGAACUCCAACUGCAGUUCUUACACGGGAAGUGGGUUCACACUGUGGGAAGAAUCUGUGGCUGCAGCUGUGACGAAGAAGGGAAAGACAGGGAAGGAGAAUAUUACUGGAGACAGACAUGUUCCCAGAGAAACAGGGGUUAAGAUGGGCGGACGACAAGGAGGCCAAUGGACGACGUCGUCAGAGCGGCCAUCACAGUCAUCUUCCAACAACACCACCACCACCACCAACCACCGCAACCCCACCACCAUCUUCAGUUCACAGCCACAGAAGAAUCAGAGUUUCAUGGAUAUGUUAAAAUCUGCUAAGGGUGCCCACGAUGAGGACGAUGACGAUGACGAUGAGUUUGUUCUCAAGAAAGAACCCUCUCCCCACCUCAAAAAUGAUUUGACAGUAACAGUGGCAGCUGAGGGUGGGAAGAGCACUGAUCACAAGCCUAACACCCCACGAUCAAAGCACUCUGCAACCGAGCAGCGUCGGAGGAGCAAAAUCAAUGACAGAUUUCAGAUGUUGAGAGAGCUCAUCCCUCACAGUGACCAAAAGAGAGAUAAAGCAUCAUUCUUACUAGAGGUUAUCGAGUACAUUCAGUAUUUGCAAGAGAAAGUGCAUAAAUAUGAGGGGUCAUACCAGGGAUGGAACCAAGAACCACCAAAGUUGAUGCCAUGGCAGAGGAACAGUCACCAGCCUGCAGAAGUUUUCAUGGAUCAAUCUCAAGCCACAAAUAGUGGCUCUUGCCCAGCAUUAAUGUUUGCGGCAAAGUUUGAUGAGGAUAACAUCAUUGGCUCACCAACCAAUCCCAGGAAUGGACAGAAUGCUGUAGAAUCUGACAUGAGCACUGUCACUACUGUGAAAGCAAUUGAUCACCACUCUGGAUUAACAAAUAAGGCAGUGCCCCUUCCUGUGCCUGUGCAGCCAAAUAUUUUCACUCCUAGUGGAAGUGGCACCGCAAUGGCUCCAAUUCCAGCUAGAGUGAAGUCUGAUAUCGAAAACUUGACAUCUCAACCUCAAUCCCAAUUCUGGCAGGGCAGAUCGUGCCCAACCGAUUGUGCUGUUGCAAGCAAUAAGCUAAAGGAACAGGAACUGACUAUUGAAAGUGGUAGAAUUAGCAUCUCAAGUGUAUAUUCUCAAGGGUUGCUAAAUACUUUGACACAAGCACUGCAGAGUUGUGGAGUAGAUUUGUCACAAGCCAGCAUCUCGGUUCAAAUUGAUCUUGGGAAGCGAGCAACUAGUAGAUUGCCUGCCUCGACAUCCACAGUUAAGGAUAAUGACAUUCACUCUAGCAAUCCAGCGAUGGCACGUUCUAGAGGUGCAACCAGUGGUGAGGAGUCCGAUCAAGCCCUAAAGAGGCUCAAGAAAAGCUAGUACGACAUUUUAAUAAUCUUCUUUUUUCUUUCCUAAUCUGAUUUAUUCAUUUUUUUGGGAUUCCCUUGUUCUUAUUGGGUAUAUUAUUGAUGUAUUUUCCUGGGUAUACAAACUAUUGAGAUAAGAGAGACCAAGAAAGAUCCAUUGUACAUGUAGUGUUUUUCCAGAUUGUUAGGAUGAUGCACAGAUUUUCCUGACAACCAAACAUGUAUUAUUUAUAUUUCAUUUGUUUGUCAUUUUACUGGUGUAGACGCUUCCAUUAUGACGUUGAGAAGCUGCUUUUUUCAUUCAAGGCUUCCAUUAAUGUGAAGUUUCCAAGUUCUUCCCAAA